GGUGUAUCUAGUUGACAGUCAAAGUAUCGCUAGAGGCUUUUGCCACGGCUAACUGAAGCUUCAACACCGGCUGAUCAUGGCUAGCACUGAAUCUUCCUGGAUUGUUCUGCUUUUUGCUUUCAUUACAACCAUCCCAGAUGAAACAAUGGCAAAUGCUAACUUAUCACAAGUUUCUCCUUUGAGGGAAAAAUGUCAAAAUGUAUACAACUCCAACAAUUUCUAUGCAGGACCGAACAAGAAAGUCGAAACAUUACUUCAUGAGGUUAAGAAGGAGCUCAAAGAGAUACAAAAGGAUAUCAGCCAUCUGAAGGGAAAUAGAACAAGUGUAGAAGUCUUUAGGAACUGCGCUGAACUCUACAAAGCUGGAAAGCGAGUCAGCGGUGUUUAUACAAUCGAUCCUGACAAUUCCGGUGCCUUCGAGGUCUUUUGCGACCAAAAGACAGCCGGUGGAGGAUGGACAGUGUUCCAAAAGAGACUGGACGGCUCGGUUGAUUUUUACCGCGCAUGGAACGACUACAAACGAGGCUUUGGAAAUUUAAACGGUGAGUUUUGGCUCGGACUGGACAAGAUUCAUAGGCUGACAAAAGAAAGAUGUAGACUUCACGUAGACCUUGAAGAUAUCAACGGAAAUACUGCGUAUGCCGAGUACGACUUCUUUGGUGUUGCUAGCGAAAGAGGCAAAUACAGACUGAGUCUUGGAUCAUACUCUGGAACUGCUGGUGACUCAUUUUCUUAUCACAGAGGCUCAGCAUUUUCCACCAAAGAGCGAGACAACGAUCAGAGUAGCUCCAACUGUGCCACACGUUGCCAAGGAGCCUGGUGGUACAAUUCCUGUUUGCGUUCCAAUCUCAAUGGUCUUUACCUACACGGCCCACACUCUACUUCAUGGGAAGGCGUAAACUGGCACGACUGGAAAGGCAAUAGUUACUCCGCCAAACGAGCUGAGAUGAAAAUUAAACCAGUUAAUUAAACUCCACUGUUUACUUAUUUCGUAAGAGCACUGCUUCUAUUUUCUGGUCCAAAACGUGAAGGGUACAUAGUACAACACAGAUUGAAGUUUAGUAAUGGGUGAUGAGUGUAUCUGAAAAUAAUCAAAUUUUUUCUUUCAUAUUUGAUUUUGUCUGUCAUUACUGUGAAACUAAGCAUAGAUUGGCUUGAAGAACGUUGAAGAAAACCGGAGACGAGAGAAGACAGAAAACGCCUAAGUUUGCCCGAAAAAUCAAUAUUUCCAAACCAGAAACUUUCUAAGUUUUUAAGACGAUCGUCGAGAAUGUUGCGAAAUCAUAGAAAAUUAAAAAAUUAUAUUUGUCAUCAUCGGUCUUAUUACUCGGAGAAGCCACUGAUGAUUUGGUUGCCUCCUUUUGUUUUCUAAAAACUGUACUGAAA
Molecule: messenger RNA, 1386 nt
Organism: Pocillopora damicornis (cauliflower coral)
Lineage: Eukaryota; Metazoa; Cnidaria; Anthozoa; Scleractinia; Pocilloporidae
Product: angiopoietin-related protein 7
Source: RefSeq, a predicted model, not a curated record